GAUUCUCAAAUCAGAUCGAACCGUGGCCAGGCAUAGAUUGACACUCUUGCUUCUCGAAGAGAAACGCCGGAGUAUCGCAAGGGAACUAGAUUGACACUCUUGGUCAACUCCUCCAUAUCCUGUCUCUCAUUGAUACUCCAGGAACACCAAUAUCUAGGGUUUUGUUUUUCAUACACUCUUUUGAACAUAACAAAAUUAUUAACCUUUAUUGGCACUGCAUUGAUGGAAAUGAGUAACCAUAUAAGCACAGGGAAGUAUGCUGCUGAUAUCUCUUCCAUAAGAGACGCACAAGUGCGCAUCAAGUCAUUUAUUCACAGAACACCAGUCCUUACCUCAGAGUCUCUGAAUGCUAUGUCUGGGAGGAAGCUAUUCUUUAAAUGUGAAUGUUUUCAGAAGGGCUACAACUUUCAUAAGAUCCUUGCUUUCUUAUGUUCUUCUAGGGGAGCAUUCAAAUUCAGAGGAGCCUGCAAUGCCAUAUUUUCUCUUGAUGAUGAUCAGGCUGCUAAGGGAGUUGUAACACAUAGCAGUGGCAACCAUGCUGCAGCAUUGGCUUUGGCUGCACAAUUACGUGGGAUCCCAGCGUACAUAGUUGUACCAAAGAAUGCCCCGAAAUGCAAAAUGGAGAAUGUCAAACGUUACGGUGGUCAGGUUAUAUUGAGUGAGCCUACAGUGCAAUCAAGGGAAAGUGUUGCAACCAAGGUAUUGCAAGAAACUGGUGGAGCUCUUGUUCAUCCUUAUAAUGAUGGGCGCAUGAUAAGUGGACAUGGUACCAUAGUAUUGGAGAUUCUGGAACAAGCCCCUCAAAUAGACACUAUAAUAGUUCCCAUAAGUGGAGGUGGUUUAAUAUCUGGGGUGGCAUUGGCUGCUAAGGCUAUAAACCCUUGUAUUCGAGUUUUAGCUGCUGAACCUAGGGGAGCUAAUGAUGCAUCUCUAUCUAAAGCAGCUGGUGAGAUUGUAAUAUUGCCUGAAACCAACACUAUUGCUGAUGGGCUCCGAGCUUUUCUUGGAAGUUUGACGUGGCCUGUAGUUCGGGAUUUUGUAGAUGAUGUUAUAAUUGUGGAAGACAAGGAGAUUGUAGAAGCCAUGAAACUCUGUUUUGAGAUUCUGAAAGUUACAAUAGAACCUAGUGGAGCAAUUGGCCUUGCAGCUGUUUUAAGUGAUAGUUUCCAGAAAAACCCCAAGUGGAAAGAUUGCUGCCACAUAGCCAUCAUACUUUCAGGAGGUAAUGUAGAUCUUGGUGUCCUAUGGGAUUCAUUCAGAAGAUGACAAUCAAAUCAGUUAGUGGUCUAUUUAGUCCUCGCUGUCCCGUGAAGCUUAUUUAAUGAAUGAUCAAGAACAAAUGUUUUAGGAUCAUUUUAAUAAAGUAGAACAUCUUUUUUACUGAAUUAUGGAACAUCCUUCAUCAAAAGUAGAAUUCUGGAAGAAGCACAGAGAAAAGAGAAUUUCCUCUGUUGGGGCAGUGGAUAUGUAGGACUAAACCAGAUUAAACCGGUAUUUUGUGAAUAAUAGAAUCAGAUUAAACUGGUAAUUUGCGACUGGUAUCUUCUUUUUGCAUUUCUACUGUUUGCAUUUUGUAGAUUUUUUUAUAUGUUAGUACUUUGGUGACUAGUAGUGGUAGCUGCUUAUAUGUAUUUCUAUAAUGUACUUCCAUAUUUUACGGGAAUGCUAGAUCUCAGUCCCGUCCUUUUUGA
This is a messenger RNA of Manihot esculenta (cassava), 1691 nucleotides long. Its product is annotated as serine racemase. Gene Ontology annotation, biological process: pyruvate biosynthetic process; L-serine metabolic process; D-serine biosynthetic process. Gene Ontology annotation, molecular function: magnesium ion binding; ATP binding; D-serine ammonia-lyase activity. Bases 223 to 1266 code for a protein of 347 amino acids. NCBI's taxonomy places the organism in Eukaryota, Viridiplantae, Streptophyta, Magnoliopsida, Malpighiales, Euphorbiaceae. The transcript has 7 exons. The record is from RefSeq and is a predicted model, not a curated record.